AUGGAUCCUCAAAGUGGUGAUGGAAUCUUCACUCAACUUUUACAAGAUAGAGAUCCAAACCUUCUAAAUGAUUUCGUGACGGCUAUUCCGACUCCUCAAACUACCAUCGAAGGCACUAGUAAAAAAACUCAGCGAGCUCAAGUUGAAAACUUGCAUCAGAGUGGUCAUAGUGAGAAUGAUAAGAUUAAGCUGGCCAAAUCUAGCUACAAAGAGAAUGAAAACAAUGAAUUCACAUUUGAGCAUUGUUGGGAAAUAUUAAGAUAUCAACCAAAAUGGAUAUUGCAGAAAGAAGAAGUCAAGGGAAAAAAAAGAAAAGUCAUUUCUGCUUCUCCUCCUACCCCACACACUAUAAAUUUGGGAGAUGAAGACUUAUCUUCAAUGUCCUCUCAUUGGGAGAGACCACAAGGCAGGAAGGCUAAAAAAGAUCAAGAGAAGAAAAAAAAUCACAAAGAAGAAAAAUCGAAACAACUUGAAGCAGUGGUUGAGCGAAUAACUAAUGACAAGAAGCAACUCCACGAUGAAAAGAUGGCCAAAACAGAUAUGUUGGUAGAAAUUGAAAAGGAGAAGAUUAAGCUGAAAACAGAAAUUGAAAAAGAAAAGGUGAAGCAGAAAGACUGUUUGAUCACAAUGGCUGAGGAAGAAAAAAAUGAAAAGAUUUUGUUGAUGGAUAUUAGUGGGUUGGAUGAAGUGCAACGAGAGUACAUUUUGAAACGACGAUUACAAAUUCUUCAAAAUAUGAAGAAUUGA
Molecule: messenger RNA, 747 nt
Organism: Zingiber officinale
Lineage: Eukaryota; Viridiplantae; Streptophyta; Magnoliopsida; Zingiberales; Zingiberaceae
Product: glutathione S-transferase T3-like
Exons: 3
Coding region: 1-747 (248 amino acids)
Source: RefSeq, a predicted model, not a curated record